AGAAAGGGGGAGCGUGGGGGCCCUUCCCGGCCGGCGGCGUCGUUUCCCAGGACGCGCAUGCGCCCGGCCGCCAUUCCUCUGGCCGAGCGGGCGCGGGCGGCAGCGGCGGGAGCGGCAGAUUCGGCUCCGCCAUGGCGGCUCUCUUGGCGAGGAAGGUGAUGGCGGCCGUCGGCGGCCCCCUCCGCCUCCUGAGCCGGCAGGCGACGACGCGGCCCCCCGCGCUCGGGGCCGGACCCUGGGCGGCGGAGCCGGGCGGGCCGCGUCCCGGCGGCGACCGCCCGCUCUUGUGGCGCGCUCCGCUCCCCGCCCUGCGGCCCGCCGCCCUGGGCUUCAAGACCAAGGGCGUCCUGAGGAAGCGGUGCAAGGACUGUUACUUCGUGAAGAGGCGAGGCCGGUGGUUCAUCUUGUGCAAGAGCCACCCGAGGCACAAGCAGCGACAGAUGCAGUAGCCGUCCCCGCCCCGGACGCGGACCCCGGCCCCUCCGCUCGCCGGCGCGGAUCUCCGUCCCGCCGGCGGCGGGCCAAUAAAAAGGGAGAUGUCCAAUCCUG
Messenger RNA from Ornithorhynchus anatinus (platypus), 549 nucleotides. RefSeq names its product mitochondrial ribosomal protein L36 (gene MRPL36). NCBI's taxonomy places the organism in Eukaryota, Metazoa, Chordata, Mammalia, Monotremata, Ornithorhynchidae. Gene Ontology annotation, molecular function: structural constituent of ribosome. Bases 132 to 449 code for a protein of 105 amino acids. Gene Ontology annotation, biological process: ribosome biogenesis; translation. The transcript has 2 exons. The record is from RefSeq and is a predicted model, not a curated record. Gene Ontology annotation, cellular component: mitochondrial large ribosomal subunit; ribosome.